Messenger RNA from Phycodurus eques (leafy seadragon), 2142 nucleotides. It is a transcript of the gene smad4a, whose product is annotated as SMAD family member 4a. Gene Ontology annotation, molecular function: RNA polymerase II cis-regulatory region sequence-specific DNA binding; I-SMAD binding; DNA-binding transcription factor activity, RNA polymerase II-specific. Gene Ontology annotation, biological process: anatomical structure morphogenesis; cell differentiation; BMP signaling pathway. The coding region runs from base 273 to 1859 and encodes 528 amino acids. The record is from RefSeq and is a predicted model, not a curated record. Gene Ontology annotation, cellular component: heteromeric SMAD protein complex. NCBI's taxonomy places the organism in Eukaryota, Metazoa, Chordata, Actinopteri, Syngnathiformes, Syngnathidae. The transcript has 10 exons.
GUGGCGGGGAGGAAUUUCUUGUUUAUUUUCGUGGCUGCUACCGCGCUGCUAUUAGCUUCGCCGACCGCUCGUACGUGUCGCCAUUUACACCAGGGCGACGGAUAAAACCCAUUCUCGGGACACUCGGAACAACUGCCAAGCGGUAACCGGGCUGCUAAGAACCGUUACAGAAAGAAAGCUUUCCAGACCUGCUUUGUAUCGACUGUAAGGCCUCACUGGUGAGAAAGAGAGAGCGAGAGAGCCUCCCCAAAGGCUGAAACCCUAGCAGCAGGAUGUCCAUCGCCAACACCCCCACGAGCAAUGACGCCUGCCUGAGCAUCGUGCACAGCCUGAUGUGCCACAGACAAGGCGGCGAGAGCGAGAGCUUCGCCAAGCGAGCCAUCGAGAGCCUGGUCAAGAAGCUGAAGGAGAAAAAGGACGAGCUGGACUCCCUCAUCACGGCCAUCACGACCAAUGGAGCCCAUCCCAGCAAGUGCGUGACCAUACAGCGCACUUUGGACGGCCGCCUACAGGUCGCGGGACGUAAAGGUUUCCCCCACGUGGUCUACGCGCGACUGUGGCGGUGGCCCGAUCUGCACAAGAACGAGUUAAAACACGUCAAAUACUGCCAGUAUGCUUUUGACCUCAAAUGUGACAAUGUUUGCGUCAAUCCGUACCACUACGAGAGAGUGGUCUCGCCAGGCAUUGACCUAUCAGGACUAACACUUUCAAGCACAGGUCCACUCAUGGUAAAAGAUGAGUAUGACUACGACAACCAGCAGUCUCACCCCAGCGCCGACAGCCACCUGCAGACCAUCCAGCAUCCUCCGUCCAGGCCCGGCCCGCCAGAGCCCUUCGGCAGCCCCGCGCUACUCCCGCCGCCGGAGGUCAGCGGCUCGGCUUCAGCGUCCGCCUUCUCCUCCAUCAGCGCGGGACCCUCAAGUGAGACAUCGAGUGCUCUUCGCCAUUCAACCGUUACGAUUGUCUCAAGUGAGUUUGCAACUUUUACAUUUACAGAUUCCACUCCCAACUGGAGCAGAAGCAGCAGCUUCACACCUGCGGUGCCCCCACAUCAAAAUGGUCACCUGCAACACCAUACGCCCAUGCCUCACACGGGGCAUUACUGGUCUGUUAGCAAUGAAAUCGCAUUCCAGCCGCCGAUCUCCAACCACCCGGCUCCAGAAUACUGGUGCUCCAUCGCGUACUUUGAGAUGGACGUCCAGGUUGGCGAAACGUUCAAGGUGCCCUCCACGUGCCCGAUAGUGACGGUGGACGGUUACGUGGACCCCUCCGGAGGCGACCGCUUCUGCCUGGGCCAGCUCAGCAACGUCCACAGGACGGAAAACAUCGAGAGAGCCAGGCUCCACAUCGGCAAAGGCGUGCAGCUGGAGUGCAAAGGCGAAGGAGACGUGUGGGUGCGCUGCUUGAGCGACCACGCCGUGUUCGUGCAGAGCUACUACCUGGACCGAGAGGCGGGACGUGCCCCCGGGGAUGCAGUGCACAAGAUCUACCCCAGCGCUUACAUCAAGGUGUUUGACCUUCGUCAGUGCCACCGGCAGAUGCAGCAACAGGCGGCCACGGCCCAAGCGGCGGCGGCGGCCCAGGCGGCGGCGGUGGCCGGGAAUAUACCCGGUCCGGGUUCUGUGGGCGGCAUAGCUCCUGCAAUCAGUUUGUCGGCAGCGGCGGGCAUCGGUGUGGACGACCUGCGCCGGCUGUGCAUCCUGCGCAUGAGCUUCGUCAAGGGCUGGGGCCCCGACUACCCGCGACAAAGCAUCAAGGAGACGCCCUGCUGGAUCGAGAUCCACCUCCACCGUGCUCUGCAGCUGCUGGACGAGGUGCUGCACACCAUGCCCAUCGCGGAUCCGCAGCCUCUUGACUAAAGAUAAAGAUGUCGUCGGAAGACUGCACUCGGAGGCCCAUGGAGCCUGAAGAGGACUGCGGGCGGCGCUGGGUCAGGCGGUAGGGGUAGAAGUGAGGGCACACGUGGUCACCAGUAAAGUGCAGUGGUGCCACUAGCAAUGCGGUACACUGGAGACACGCCGCCGUGCAUGCUGACAACCCAAGUCAGUAUUUUUAACCGAGCGCUCCAAAAUAAAUGGAACAAAGCAUCCACUCUGAUACAAGUACACAUGCAUCUCAAUAAAAUCAAAUAUGCUGGAAAAA